CAAUCCGCCAUCGUUGACCAAAUGAUUUCUGAGCUAAACACUAUAACCCUAACUGCAACUACUACACAGCUUAAUCGCAUUCAGAUAGACGAUGGCCGCAAAAGAAGAACAAGUGAAGUUUUUGGGGAAAUGGCCCAGCCCCUUCAGCAACAGAGUGGAUCUGGCUCUCAAGUUGAAAGGAAUCAAAUACGAUUACUCUGAAGAAGAUCUCUCCAACAAAAGCCAAGAGCUUCUUACGUCCAAUCCCGUUCACAAGAAGGUCCCUGUCCUCAUCCACAACGGAAGACCCAUUUCUGAGUCUCUCGUCAUCGUUGAGUACAUCGACGAGACCUGGAAAUCCAAUCCCUUCCUCCCUCCAAACCCUUAUCACAGAGCCUCUGCUCGAUUCUGGUCUAAGCUUGUUGAUGAAAAGUGCUUGCCUCCGUUAUGGGAUGCGUUCUGGUGCGAGGAGAAGGGGCGUGAGAAGGCUGUGGAAGAAGCCAUGGAAGCACUGAAGAUACUGGAGAAUGAAAUCGGCGACAAAAGAUUCUUCGGAGGAGACGACGUUGGACUCGUAGAUAUUUCUGCCAAUUUCGUGGGUUACUGGGUUGACAUAUUACAAGAAAUCGCAGGCUUACAGUUGCUCACUUCUGAGAAAUUCCCGAAGCUGUACAAAUGGAGUCAAGAAUUCUCCACUCAUCCUAUAGUAAAGCAAGCUCUGCCUCCCAGAGAUAAACUCUUUGCAUUCUUCAAAUCUCGCACUGGCUAGAGUUUGAGUUCAUGAUUUGCGUCUUCUGAAUUUUUCUGGAAGACUAUUAUCUAGUUAUAAUAAAGGAGAAGUUGUUCUGUUUUUUCAUGUUUGGCUCUGUUGUUCCAAUGGUUAAACCAUAAAAUGUGAAAGCUAUUCCGGUUUAAUUUUUCUGCUCUUAGCUUGAUUUCUCAGCUCAAA
Messenger RNA from Neltuma alba, 928 nucleotides. RefSeq names its product probable glutathione S-transferase. NCBI's taxonomy places the organism in Eukaryota, Viridiplantae, Streptophyta, Magnoliopsida, Fabales, Fabaceae. The record is from RefSeq and is a predicted model, not a curated record. The transcript has 2 exons. Gene Ontology annotation, cellular component: cytoplasm. Gene Ontology annotation, molecular function: glutathione transferase activity. The coding region runs from base 92 to 748 and encodes 218 amino acids. Gene Ontology annotation, biological process: glutathione metabolic process.